GAGCCAUCUCCCGCGGAGGAGGCCCACGCCGGGCGGAGCCAACGCACUACGGGCGGUGCGUCAGUCGGCGUGCGAAGGGACUCGGGCUCGCGAGGCGGUGGACUGGCGCCAUGUUCCUGACCGCGGUCGUGCUCCGCAAUCGCAUCCCUGGCCGGCAGUGGAUCGGAAAGCAUCGGCGGCCGCGCUCCGUGUCCUUCCAGGCGAAGCAGAACACUAUCCGCCGCCUGGAGACGGAGGCGGAGAACCACUACUGGCUGAGCGCUCCCUUUCUUAGCGCCGCGCAAGAGUUCGGGCACGCCGCGGCCCGCAGGGCGGCCGCCUUCCAGGCCAUCAAGGCGGCCCAGGAGGCCAAGUUCCCGCCGCACCGGCGGCUCGUCGACCAGCUCAACCACCUCAACGUCACCAAGAAGUGGUCCUAACGACCGCGCCCUGGAACCAGGAGCGUUAGAGACUGUGACCGCCAGGAAACUCGGCUUGGCGCGGUAAACAAUACACCGUACAGAUGACAUACUGUAGUGUAGUAUACCUGAAACCUGUAUAAUUUUAUUAACCAAUGUCACCC
Myotis brandtii (Brandt's bat) is the source of this 562-nucleotide messenger RNA. It is a transcript of the gene MRPL57, whose product is annotated as mitochondrial ribosomal protein L57. Gene Ontology annotation, molecular function: structural constituent of ribosome. The record is from RefSeq and is a predicted model, not a curated record. NCBI's taxonomy places the organism in Eukaryota, Metazoa, Chordata, Mammalia, Chiroptera, Vespertilionidae. Bases 111 to 419 code for a protein of 102 amino acids. Gene Ontology annotation, biological process: mitochondrial translation. The transcript is spliced from 2 exons. Gene Ontology annotation, cellular component: mitochondrial ribosome.